Messenger RNA from Mollisia scopiformis, 1336 nucleotides. RefSeq lists its product as uncharacterized. NCBI's taxonomy places the organism in Eukaryota, Fungi, Ascomycota, Leotiomycetes, Helotiales, Mollisiaceae. Gene Ontology annotation, molecular function: DNA binding. The transcript has a single exon. The record is from RefSeq and is a predicted model, not a curated record. Bases 334 to 1263 code for a protein of 309 amino acids.
UGCUCACAGCGAGAGCCAUGGCCUUGGGAAGGUCUUCGAGGCGUGAGACUUUAUUUUUACACUCUUAUCACUGGUUUCCAGUUCACUUGGAGACCAAGUAUGUGAGGCUUGGACGUGAUGUGGAAAUGAGGCCCAGAAGGAUCGUUCCCGAGUCCAGGCAUCGUUCUCUCCAGGUUGGCAGAUUGGACCAAAAUUAGGAUUCUGAGCAUUCUCGAACCCGAGAACAAAUACUGGUCCUUUCAGUCAGAUUUAUUGUACGGAGUACAUAAGGAGAGCCACGGGUACCACAAAAUUCGAUGCAACAUUUGCGUGCCUGCAUAUGCAUGAUAAAAAAUGGCGCUAGUUUCAUCCGAACAGUCCCCUAUUUUCCAACUUCUGGACCUCGCUUUCGCACCAAUGGGUCUCGAGCCCGAUAAUCAGUUCCAGCAUCUCAACUUUUCGGUUUUUGGUUCCCCUCAAUCAUCUCCUCCAGCGUUCCCAGAUCCAAUUUUCUCGUCCUCAAGAUCUCGACCUCGAUCUCCAGUAGCGAAGCGAUCUUGGAUCUGGGCUCAUCAUGCACCAAAUUCGCGAAAAUUUCAUACCGGCACCCACAGCCACUGGGAUUGCGCAUACUGCUCCAAAAGCUUCAAACUAGUUUCCGGAACAGGCAAACCAAUGAGACAUCUUGAGAUUGCUCAUGGGAUUUUAAGGCCCGCCAAGAGAGUGGCUGGCGUAACAUGUUCUGCUUCGACAUCACUAGCAUCUGAGAGAUUUACGAGCCAAAUUUCUGGUAUAAACAAGGAAAGCUGGAAUGUUAGCAAAGAGCAAAUGUCACUGGAUCCGCAUUUUGCUUCUUGUACAGAUUACUGCGGAGACAAUGGCUGUAGUGGGGCCUUUUCAAACGAUAUGGAUAUAUGGUUGGACUGCUCGCAUUCGGGCUUCGAGUCCCAUACCUCUGAAACCGCAUCGAUAUCUCCAACCGCAACUUCAAUUUCUACAUUUGACAGCGGUUUCGAGGAUACUUUCUCUUCUGCCGAAUCGUCACCCAGUUCAUAUAUGGACCAUGGAUCAAACUCGCUUUCUCGAUCCCCUCCCACAAAAUCUGCCUCAUUUACAACAAGGCGGUCUUGGAUCUGGCAGCAUCAUGAGAGCUUUUCUUGGAAUGACGAGGGGAGCUCGGAUUCCGAUUGGAGGUGUGCGUACUGCUGGAAAGUGUACAGGAAGAGUUCCGGUACUGGGAAAGGAAUGAAGCAUUUGAGGGAUGCUCAUGGCUUUGUUUGUUAAAUCUUCCGAGGAGAGAUGGACAACAUUGUAUUUAUAUCCCGUCGACUCAAGCCAAUUGAGAAUACCAAAUUCA